GAAGAACACAUGCUUUUCCAACUUGAAGAAGGGAUUGAAGCUUUGGAAGCAGCAAUUGAAUACAAGAAUGAAACUAUCCAAAGUCGCCAGAACUUACUUAGAGCAUCAUUUCAAAAUCUACCUCAUAGUGAAGCAAAUGUCCUGGAAAAACUAAUUUGCCUGACUCCCGUUGAGAUUAGAGCUAUUCUUUUCAGAUAUUUCAAUAAGGUGGUUAAUUUGCGAGAAGCUGAACGGAAACAACAGUUACAGAAUGAAGAGAUUCAAAUGAAGGUUCUUGAACGAGAUAAUAUGGUUCAUGAGUUGAAAUCUGCACUGGAACAUCUGAAAUCUCAAUGUGACUCGAGACUGAUCCUCCAGCAAAAGGAACAUGAACAAAAGAUGCAAUUGCUGCUACAUCAUUUCAAAGAACAAGAUGGAGAAGGCAUUACAGAAACUUUAAAAACAUAUGAAGAUAAAAUCCAGCAGUUGGAAAAAGAUCUUUAUUUCUAUAAGAAAACCAGCAGGGAUCUUAAGAAGAAACUUAAAGAACUGGCACGGGAAGCAGUUCAGUGGCAACAAGCAUUAUCAGAAAAUCAUAAUGCUGGAGAUGAAGUCCUAAACCCAGAAGAGGCAAGUAUGCUUUCAGAAGAAUUCAAAUGGGCAUCCAGAACUGAAAAUACGAAAUUAAGUGGAAGAGAAAGAGGAGACAGUUCUUCAAGCACCUUAAGAACACACCCAUAUUCUCAGAAGCUGUGGGAAGAUGUCCCAGAGUUACCUGCAAUUUUUAGGUCUGUAGUACCCCCUAGUGAGCAGUUGUUAAGCAAUGAGGAGAAGACAGAUAAAAGUCGGUUUACACAGUCUCCCAGUAGAUUAUCAUCCCAAAUGCAGCCAGUGGGAAAUGUGGGACAGCUCCAUGGUAUCAUGCCUGUAAAACUGUGUCGCAAAGAAUUACGUCAGAUUUCUGCCUUGGAAAUAUCCUUACGACGUUCCAGUUUUGGAGCUGGGGUUGGAUCAAUGACUGCCGAUUCCAUUGUAAUAUCUAGGAAACCAAGUGACUUAAAAACUUAGGCAUUUAGCAAUAGAACUUCUAAUUUGGUAGAUAUGCAAAAGUUUCCUUUUUUUUACUUGCUAAAAAUUAAAGCUCAAGCUCACUAGCUUUUCCCUCAGGAUAAAUGAAAA
Castor canadensis (American beaver) is the source of this 1158-nucleotide messenger RNA. The record is from RefSeq and is a predicted model, not a curated record. Lineage: Eukaryota; Metazoa; Chordata; Mammalia; Rodentia; Castoridae.